Molecule: messenger RNA, 4646 nt
Organism: Trichobilharzia regenti
Lineage: Eukaryota; Metazoa; Platyhelminthes; Trematoda; Strigeidida; Schistosomatidae
Source: the annotation of a GenBank genome assembly
UAUGAAGUGCUUUGCCAAAUAAGCAAGUUUUAGAGAAUAUAUAUAUAUCCUUACAUAUAUUACAAGAUAGAUUUAUAGAUAUAAAGACAACAGAUAAUCAAAUGUGCUCGAAAGCCUUGCAUGGACUAUAAUGUUAUUAUUUCUAAAUAAAAGUCGUCGAAAUUUUCAUCAGACCGACACAACCUAAAGGAUAUUGCUAUUUUAUGAGUAAACAAAUUAGAAGUAACACAUUCUACUAUUCUCAGACAACACAUGGAAAUGGCGUUUAUUAGCAGCUUCGCGUGAAUUCAUUUAUUAAAAAAAUUCUAAUUAUAUUGUCACAAGCUAAUAAAAAUUUCAAUGCAAACCUCUUUGAAGCCUGUGUUAGGCUUGUCAGCCACAAGUCUUAUAAGUGCAUCCAGCGGUGGAAGUACUGGUAGCGCAAAUGCUUCAUCUAGUCAACCAACAAUAUCAGCUACGCUCACAGCAGUGCACAAAAUGGAAUCUGAAUUACGGUGUCCAUCAUGCAGACGAUUUUUUCAGUGUCCUUUACUGUUACCUUGCGGACAUUCUCUUUGUAAUCAGUGUGCAGCUGGGGCAUUGCUACCUGCUAAUGAACCGAGUAUUGCAGCUUCCAUUACGGCUGCAUUACACCUAACGACUAAUGAAAACUUUAGUUCUAGUAGUGGUCCUCCCCAGUCGUCAUCUUCAUCUUCAUCUACAACUGGAAGCAGCAUUGGUUGCCCGAGUACAUCAAAUUCUCAAGAUUCUGAUCAAGUUAGUGUUCUAAGUGAAACAGAUUCUGGAGUUAUUGUUAGCAGUCGACCAGGUAGUUAUGUAGCAAGAUUACCAGUUGUAAUAUGUUCAUUAACCUCAGGUUUGAAUCCUAGUCAGAGCUAUAGUGUUUCUUCGUCUUCAAUAAGUCAGGUGUCAAGUGGUUUGAUAUGUCCAGUAUGUAAUCACGUAGUUGGUCUAUUUGAUGAUAAAGGAUUAAGUCAUCUUCCAAGAAAUCGUGCACUAGAACGAAUUAUAUCAAAAUUUGUCAAUCCGAGUCAAUUGCAGCAGUCUCAUAAGUCCAAUGCAGAUUUAGAACCUUUUCUGUUAAAUUCCAAUUCAGAUCCAAUCAGUCGACCAGGUGGACCACUUUGCCAACUCUGUGAAGAACCUAGUAUCCCAUCAGAAAACCAAACAGCCUCAGAUGGCAAUAAAUUAGAGGCAAGUGAACAAAAUUGUCUAGCCACAUUUUGGUGUGAACAAUGUGAAAUUUUCUAUUGUACACGAUGUCGUGAAAAGUGUCAUCCACCACGUGGACCACUGAAUCGUCAUGCAUUACAUUCAGCGACACAAGGUGUGGAAAUAAUCAGACAAAAACAGCGUAAUCAACCUACACCAUGCAUGUCACAUUUAAAUUUAAUACCAAAUCUUUAUUGUGUUAACUGUCAUAUACCAGUGUGCAAUGAAUGUAUCAGUGCGGAUAAUUCACAAACAUUUGAAACACAUUCAAAACAUGAAAUACUUCCACUGCUCGGAGUUUGUAAAUCCCGCAAAACUGAACUAUCGCAAUCGCUUCAGGCUCUUUCCGAAAGGGCUCGAUCGGCUACAGAACACAUACAACGUCUGAGAUCUAAAUCGGAAACUGUAAAAAGAAAUCUGGCAGAUUCAGAAAAAGAACUUAUGGAACAGUUGAACAGUUUGAUUGCUGCAAUUGAGACAAAAAAGCAAGAAUUAACAGAACGUUUACGUGAUGAGCGAGCAAAAAAAGUUCAUUCAUUAAAGGAUCAAAUAAAUCGAGUUACCUCACUAUUAACUAAAUCAACUGGCCUUAUUCAGUUUUGUAUUGAAAUGUUAAAAGAAAGUGAUCCAUCCGCUUUUCUUCUGGUUUCUCAGUCACUUAUAUCAAGAACACAAAGUGCAGAACAAACAUUCAUUCAAGAACUACAGCAUACCUCUUCCGUUAAUGAUAUCACUGGUUCACUGUUGUCACUUGCAUUAUCAUCAAGUAAAGAUUACUCACAUCAUUCCCCAAAGAAGAGAUCGAGUGGUGGAGGAAACACCAGUAGUCCAAAGUAUUCAAAUAAAACAAGUGAUCUCUUAGGAGUGAAUAGUGUUGAAGCAAUACGUCGGGCAAUUUUAAAUUUAGGCCUGGAAGAAGAUCAAAAUAUGAAAAGAUCUGAAUAUUUUCAACUUAUCAAUCAAAAAAUUAACGAUGUUCCAGCUGCACCAGUUUUUCUUGUAGAUGAAUGUAUUUCUGAACGGAAUGUAAUAACUCUUGUAUGGCAGUCAACAUCAUCUAUACCUAUUGAUCGUUACACACUGGAGUUGGACGACGGGGCAGGUGGAAAUUUUAGGAAAGUUUAUCGUGGAGCAGAAACUAUGUGCACUGUAGAAGGACUGCACUUUCGUUCUGUAUAUCGUGCACGUGUGAAGGCACACAAUCAAGCUGGAGAAAGUCAAUACAGUGAUCGAAUAUGUUUACAAACGUCAGACUUUACCUGGUUUCAUCUGGAUAUUACCACUGCUGUACCAGACAUUUUGCUUACAAACGGAAAUCGUACUGUGACAAGUCAGUUAUCUGAAGACAGAGUGAUUCUUGGUUCCACUGGUCUAUCAAGAGGUGUGCAUUAUUGGGAAUUUACAGUGGAUCGUUGUGAUCCCGGUGGACAGCCUGCAUUUGGAAUUGCUAGACAUGACUGUAAUAAAGAAAUUAUGCUUGACAGAAGACUAAAUGUAAAAGCUUCACGAAUGCGGUGACAGUUUUUAUUUAUUCCCUUCAAGAAGAUGUCAUUUUUUCAGUCAACGCAGAUACAUGGAAAAAAUAUUGAGCUCCAAUUCUUUUAAUUACCAUAUUUUUGACUUAAGAGUUGGAGUUAAAUAAUUGUCUUGAUAUGAAAAGUUGGUCAGUUUAUUUCGAUUACAAACGAAGUUGGUUUCUGCAUAAUGGUGAACAUUUUGAACGUACAGAUGGUGGAAUAAACGCAGGAAGUGUAGUUGGAAUUCGUUUGGAUUGUAACAGGGGCAGUUUAUCUUAUUAUUUAAAUGAUCAACCACAUGGUCCAAUAGCUUUUACGAAUUUACCAGGUGGAAUUUAUUAUCCAGCUGUUAGUUUAUCAAGAGCAAUUCAAUUGACACUGCAUUCUGGUUUGGAAGCUCCUAGUGAAAGUGAAGAAAGUGAUGAAGACAGUUCUGGUGGUGGAACAGGAACUGAAACUACUUCUAUGGCAACCACUGUUUUAACCUUACCCUCAACAUUACAGAGUAUGGGUUUAAGGCAAUAAAUAUGUUACUAUAGCAACAAUAAAUGAUUUUUUCAACAAAUUCACUUGGUAAUAUUCAGUCGACAGUCAACAAAUAACGCCCGUGCUCACAACACUCUCUAUUGGAUGGAAUACAAACAACAAAAGUCAAGCUCAUUUUAUCAAGUGAAUAUAACUUCAAGAAAAGCAGCUCACAAAGAGUAAAAUCCUCUUUCUCUGACAUUUUGAUAUAUACAUUUUUAUGUGAUGCAAAUUACACAUUCAAUAAGAUAUUUGUACAAAAAAAACACAAAACAACAACAAUAAACAAAAUAUUGAUGAAUUUAUUUCUAGACAAUCACUUGUCUUCUUUGGUCUACAACAUUUAAACUAUUCUAUAUUUGUUCCUUCUUUUGUUUUGCAUAUUCCCACUAAUGUUUUUGUAUACAUUGACAGCAGUUACACAGAAGAUUCAUUCAUAUUUGUGGUAAGACUGGUACUCACACUGAAAUUAAUUGCUAGAAUUAAAAGGAUAAGCGAAUUAAUGGGUUGAGUUAUAAUACUCUACUGACAAUGAACUCUGAAACUUGUUCACUUAUCAAUUUUUGUUUCUGAAUACCUGAAUAAAGUUCAAAAUUAGCAAAUGAGAAAGAAAAAAGAAAGUUAUGCAUCAUAAUUAGUUUGUUUGAUUUGCAAUUUGUUGGAUGUUUUAGAAAACAGCAACAAUAAAGAAAGAAUUCUAACAAAUAGAUUAUUUACUAUUACUAUUAUUAAUAUUAUGCGAGAUAUCAAAGCGAAAGAAAAGCUUUGUUUAAAAAUUCUUGUUCAUAAAAAUUGUCUAUAUUUGAAUUUCAUUUAUUUUUUUCAAUAUAUAAAAAAACAUGACUAUAGGGGAUAAACUGAUCUAUGUUCUCUUAAAACAAACUUACACCAUCCAUUGUUUUGUCUGAUGUUUUUUCUUUUAUAUUCGCAUGUUAAUUAUUUGUAAAAGCAUUUCCUGCAAAACUCUAGUCAGUGUUAUAUCAGCUUUGUUGUGUUCCAGUUUUUUCGUUUUAUACUUUGACUACGUCACUAAAUAUAUAUGUAUAUAUCAGUGUAUAACUGAUAUAUAUAACUUUUUGAAUAAGCCUCCACAGGUAUCAUUUGUAUUCAUAAAAAAAGUUAAGCAUUUAAAUCUGUUUCCUUGUUGUUUGAGGCCAUUUUAAAUUGUCAUUUCCUUUCAGUGUGUGUGUAUACAUUUCUAUGUAUGUGUAUAUGUGCGUGUGUGUGUGUGUGUGCUCAUUUGUAAAAAUAAUUAUAGAAUGUAACAAUCAGUAAGAUUCAAUAAUCUUCUUUAAAAUUAUGAAUAUGUUUGUUGUCGAUAUCUAUUUGUUGUUUUUCUACAUUUGAGAUUUUAUUGUGAAUGUUUUUCCACCGUCCCAGCUAACUUCACAA